AUGGCAGGACUUCAAAAUAAUACUUCCAUAUAUACUCAACCCCAUAAUACGGUUGUUUCGCCAAUUCAAAAUUUUGGUUCUGGCAUGAACCAUGUAGGUCGAAAUACCCAAUCACAAGGAUUAUCCACCCUAUUACCUACCCUUACAACGAAUAACCAGGCAGCCUUUAGACAACAAAUGGAUGCUAGUAACCAUGAUAUGGUAGGAGUUCUUGCCAGAGAAAUGAAUACCGUUUUUUCUCCCCUAAUACAGAAUGAAGAAGAACCAACUAUAAAUCAGGUUCGACCACCUAGACAAGCGCCUGACGAAAGGGUCAUAUGGGCAAGACUAGAACAACAACCAGUUCGACAGGAAGUCCCUGAAGAACAACCUAGGAGAGUAAUGAUGGUUAAUAGAGACCAGGAUGUAGACGAAGUAAUUCAUAGGGUUAGGCAAGAAAACAUGAUGGAAAAUAACUUAACUACUAUGAUAGAGAGAAUCAUGGCCCAGAAUGGUCUGAAUACAGGACUUCGACGCCCAAAUUAUACCUUUCCUUUAUCAGAAUACGUCCUACAAACUGAAUUACCAAGGGGUUGUAAAAUCCCUAAGUUCACCAAAUUCUCAGGGGACACUAGUGAAUCCACUAUAGAACACAUAGUCAGAUACAUGACUGAGGCAGGGGAUUUGGCGAACAGUGAGAACCUAAGAAUGAAAUAUUUCCCCAAUUCUUUAACGAGGAAUGCCUUCACGUGGUUUACAACUUUGCCACCAAAUUCCAUAGAUACUUGGCCUCAUUUGGAGAGAUUAUUUCAUGAACAAUUCUACAUGGGCCAAACUAAGAUAAGUCUUAAGGAAUUAGCCAGUAUUAAAAGAAAAUUCAUUGAACCUAUAGAUGAUUAUCUGAAUAGGUUCCGUUUGUUGAAAUCUAGAUGCUUUACAGUAGUAGAUAUGGCCCAAUUAGCAGACAGGGUUCGACAGGUCGAACGUUUAAAAGCUGAAAAGGCCAAAGCGAAUAAGAAUUAUAAGAAAGAAAGGGUUGCUUAUGUAGAAGUCGAAGAUGAGGAGUCUGAAAUCUCUAAUGACCCUUAUGGUCUCGAGGAAUUCGAAGUAGAUUUGGCUGAAUUAAAAGAAGCACCACCUUAUGCUUGUAAAUUACUUACACCUUCGAAUGGCAGGAACCCUUUCGAAACUGAAAAGAAUGAUAGAUUUCCUAAAAAGACUUACACAUUUGAUGUUACCAAAUAUGAUGAAAUCUUCGAUUUAUUAGUAAAAGAUGGCCAAAUGAUAAAAAGAGGCUUCUGUAAAUAUCACAAUUUUUUAGGCCAUAAAACCUCACAAUGCUUUCUUUUCAGGGAUCUUAUUCAGAAUGCAAUUAAGGAUGACCGCCUCAAGUUCGCUGACAGGGGGAGAAACCAGAUGAAGGUUGACGCUGACCCCCUCAACAUUGCUAACACAAAUUAUGUUGAACCUGUCGAAAUCAACAUGAUUGACAUGGUGGAAGUGGAGGCUGUGAAGGAAACAGGAACUGAAGGCUAUGUGCUAGUUGGAAAGCAGGCUACUGAUGACCUAAAUAAUGAUGUUCCCUUUAGGAUUUUUGUCGAAGGUGAACAGGUUGCUGAUGUCGAACCAAAGGCCACUGAAGGUCUUAAUGGGAAGGCAACUGAGGGCCUAAGGAAGAAAUUUGAGGAAAAUUCAAUCGCUGAUGGCGCUAAUCUAGGUGUCAACAUGGUGGAUCUGAACCAACCCCCCCCCCCCCCCCCCAGAGAUGGAGGAAGUGGAGAGGUGUCUGAAAAUAGAGCAAGAGGGAAUGCAGUUUGGCUAUCCCAAAGCCAAUGA
Messenger RNA from Lathyrus oleraceus (garden pea), 1815 nucleotides. RefSeq lists its product as uncharacterized. The record is from RefSeq and is a predicted model, not a curated record. The transcript is spliced from 4 exons. Lineage: Eukaryota; Viridiplantae; Streptophyta; Magnoliopsida; Fabales; Fabaceae. The coding region runs from base 1 to 1815 and encodes 604 amino acids.